ACACAUUUGUCGACGGUAUCACGCAAUUCGCGAUCGACAAUGCUGCUUUUGGAAAUGGACUUGGUCAGGACGACUGCAAUUCUCUUCAUACUUCCGAUCUUGGCCAGUCUUGUAUACAGUGCACUCUUGACACCUCUUCGUAAGAUACCGGGUCCAUCGCUCGCCCGCUUCACGAAUUUUUGGAUAGCCCGGAAGAGUGGAGAAGGCCGCAGCCAUCUAUUUUGGCGAGAACUUCAUGCGAAGUAUGGGCCUUUUGUUCGAACGGGCCCAAAGAGAGUAGUAUUCAAUGAUCCGGAGCUGCUUGCAAGAGUAUACGGAGCCGGAAGCAACUACGUCAAGUCAGACUUCUACGGCAGCUUCCAGGCGGAAAUAAAAGAUGGCACGGAGUAUGAGCUCCCGUCGCCUUCGAGGGCGAAUUUGUUUUCUAACCCAGAUGUGGCAUAUCACAAGAGGAUGAAGGCUGCCGUUGCCCCGGCGUACUCACUCUCUUCCCUCAAGCAAUUGGAGCCAAUGGUCGACGACUGCACCAACUUGUUCGUUGAGAAGCUCAAGCAUUUUGAACCUGAAAGUGUCGUACAUUUGGAUGAAUGAUCUCACUUCUAUGCCUUUGACGUGGUGGGAAUGAUCACUUUCAUGCAACCCUUCGGCAUGCUGGACAAGGGCAGAGACGAUUUCGGCCUCGACACUCACUUCGAUGCCCUGGUAUAUAUGAGCGUCGUCGGACUUAUUCCAGGAUUACACCGCUGGCUUAUUGGUAACGCCAGACUCCUCAAAUUCUUGAACUCGUUUCAGGCUUUCAGAGAGAACAACAUCGCUUUGAAGGUUCGAGAUGUGAGUGACGGAACUUCUAUUAUCAUCUUGUGUCCCGUACUUACUCUCUACAUAGGCAGUCUUCCAAGCGAUGCGCUCCUAUCGCAAAACCAAUAACAACAAUCGUGGCGAUUACAUAUCUUAACUUCACAACGUCCAGUCCAACAACCCAAGCAAACUCAGCGACAGAGACAUUAUCGACAGCCUGAUGAUCAAUGUCUUCGUCGGAUCUGAUACGACCGCCUUCUCUCUCACAGCUUGCUUCUACUACCUCGUUAAGAAUCCAUAAACGUACGCCAAACUUCGCGCCGAGAUCGACGAAGCAGACACCGCAAACAAACUCCCCUCCUGCGUAAGCUUCGCCGAAGCCAACGAACUACCAUACCUCCGCGCAGUCCUUAAAGAAGUCCUCCGCCUCUUCCCAGCCGUAACAAUGCCGCUCGAAAGAGUCGUACCAGCAGGCGGUUUGCUCGUCACCGAAACCGUCCACCUCCCAGCCGGAACCCGCAUCGGAGCAGCACCAAAUGUCCUCAAUACUCUCCCCUCAGUCUUCGGCCCAGAUGCCCUCGAGUUUCGACCCGAGAGGUGGCUGGAAGCCUCACCGGAACAGCUCUCAAAAAUGGAACGAUGCUAUUUUACAUUCGGCGACGGAAGUCGAAUCUGCAUCGGACGACACAUUUUCACAAUGGAAGCUAUGAAACUCGUGCCGCAGCUUUUGAGGAAAUUCGAUUUCGAGUGGGCGGGUGAUGAAGACGAAGAAUGGAACGUUGAAGGGUAUUGGAUGUCGAGACCGAGUGGAUUGAAAGUGCGAAUCAAGGAGAGGAAGACGUGA
Cercospora beticola is the source of this 1642-nucleotide messenger RNA. The record is from RefSeq and is a predicted model, not a curated record. Lineage: Eukaryota; Fungi; Ascomycota; Dothideomycetes; Mycosphaerellales; Mycosphaerellaceae.